CUGCGUCACUUUGUGAUGAAUCGCCGCCCAAACGGCAAAUGGUGGACGACUGGACGACUGGCGGUUGUGCCAGGCGCUAGCAUUACUUGUCCCUCCUCGGUUGGUGCAAUGUUCAAGGUUUACUUGAAUUCGCAAGGUACUGAUAUGGGGAUAGUUCAUAGUUCGGCAUGGACAAGAGACGCACUCUGAAUAAUUAUCUUUACUUGGCGGAAAUCGUACCCCUGUAGCUGUCUGCCAGCGUUGUUUCGUGUGUUUACUGGAGACCAUGUUGGAGUAAUGUAUUGUUUCUUUCGGAAGACUACUACACGGUAUAAGAACUCUUGUACUGUAUACCUACGUAUCAUAUACAUGUACGUGUUUACAGGAUAGAUGAAAUUUGGCGAAUUCGGACGGUGAACUUGACGUCGCGUUCAGGAACUAGGGAAAGUAUAUCAGAGGGUUGAAACACUUUAAAAUAGUGAUAUUUGGCGUCGCAUACGGAAUUCAGGGUUAGUAGGAAUACCAGCAAUGGCGUCAUAAAUUAUGAUAAGGAAUUCGUUCUUGGCGUCGCAUUCAGGACUAGGGAAAGAUUACCAGAAUUGACACACUUAAUAGUUGUGAUAUUUGGCGUCGCAUUUCGGAUUUAGGGUAGAAAAACCAGCGAAGCGCAGUAGGCCCUACGGUAGACAAUGGUGGAAAUGUGUUCUCAGCGUCGCAUUCGGGAAUUAGAAAACCAAUGAAAACAGGCCGGGUUUGACACACUUGACUGUGACAUUUGGCGUUGUGCUACAGAUUGUGACAUUGUCGUUGCUUUCGGAAUCUGCUCUCAGCCCUAUCAGUGCCAGCAUUUGAGUGCCAAUAAAUUUCAUAAUGGAAGAGAUGAUAAAUGGAGAGUCGGAUGACCAGUACAAACUGACGGAAUUCAUAAACCACCAGACGUGGAUUAGUGAUGCCGUCUUCAUUGGCGUCCUGAUGUGUGUCGGGAUUAUCGGGAACUUACUAAUCCUUGGAGCAGUGAUUGUGACGAAGAAGCUGCGGAAUACUACCAAUGUGUUCGUUUGUAAUGUCGCAGUAUCAGACUUAUUUGUUGCUGGCUAUGUUUUGCCGACGAUUUUUGGGAAUAUCAUCAAACAGGGCAGCAUCCUGAGUAUACCAGUAUGUGUCUUUACUGCGUGUGUGUUGUUGACAAGUUGUGGCGUCUCUCUCAUCAGUUUUGCAAUGAUUGCAUUCAAUCGUUACAUAAGCAUCUGCCAUCAUGGUAGAUAUGCCCGCAUCUUCCCAACCAGGAGCGUCGUGAUUAUGGUCGUCCUCGUUUGGGUGUUUUCCCUCACCACCGUUGUCGUCGGGCUGAUACCUGGCGUAUGUAUCCAUUUUUACCACCACGCCCAAAUUGUAUGCACCUUCAACAACCGCUUGUCCGCUAUUUACACAUUUUGUUUAAUAUGUAUCGGAAUUGUUGCUCCGUCCUGCCUUACUGGAUCAUUCUACUUCGCAAUCUACACAAAGAUCAAGACAACGGGGCAGAAAGUUCGCUCGCACACCUCCGGCGCCUUGUCAAGCGCAAUGGUUGCGCGGCAGCAGAAGGAGAACCGCGCAAUAUUAUGUAUGUUUCUCGCGUACCUAAUAUUCGUCGUGCUCUGGUUCCCCUUUGGGAUGGUCGUUCUCAUCGACAUCUACUACCCCGUCCAUCCUCUUCUGUUCCGGAUUGUAGGGUGGCUGGCUUUCAGUAAUUCCUGCGUGGACUGGAUCGUCUACGGAGCAAUGAACAACCAUUUCAAAGACGCGUAUAAAAAUAUCCUGACCUGUUUCAGAAGGAAACGAAAAGUUGCUACCUCAAGUGCGGAUGUGGAGAGUAACUCUCGAUUGACACGGGGGAGGUCGCAUCAGGUGAUUGCGGUCGUAGGCACAGCUACUAUGACAAGUACAGUCCCCAACUGACAAAUCAAUUCUAAAUAUAAAGCGACAUACCAUGAGGGUCGGAGUAUAGACGUCAAGGGGGACUUGCAUUCUUGUCACACUUGAUUGAUGAGAAAUAUUAAGCUGAAAGCUAAAGGUUUGUGUAAUGUACUAUCUUAAUCUUGAUGUGCUAUCUUGAUUAUUAUCUCCAUCUUCUACACAGUGUGUAGAAUACCUUGUCUGUCUGAUAUUGUCAAUAAAUCAA
Molecule: messenger RNA, 2140 nt
Organism: Lineus longissimus
Lineage: Eukaryota; Metazoa; Nemertea; Pilidiophora; Heteronemertea; Lineidae
Product: melatonin receptor type 1B-B-like
Exons: 1
Coding region: 850-1917 (355 amino acids)
Biological process (GO): cellular response to light stimulus; phototransduction; G protein-coupled receptor signaling pathway
Cellular component (GO): plasma membrane
Molecular function (GO): G protein-coupled photoreceptor activity
Source: RefSeq, a predicted model, not a curated record